Capsaspora owczarzaki ATCC 30864 is the source of this 2436-nucleotide messenger RNA. RefSeq lists its product as hypothetical. The coding region runs from base 53 to 2242 and encodes 729 amino acids. Gene Ontology annotation, cellular component: plasma membrane. Gene Ontology annotation, biological process: Ras protein signal transduction; positive regulation of GTPase activity. Gene Ontology annotation, molecular function: guanyl-nucleotide exchange factor activity. The transcript has 10 exons. Lineage: Eukaryota; Filasterea; Ministeriida; Capsasporidae. The record is from RefSeq and is a predicted model, not a curated record.
ACAGUCACAGUCACAGUCACAGUCACAGUCGCAACAGCAAACCCAGUUGCUGAUGGUGCCUGGGUUUGGUGCUGGGUCUGGGUCUGGUGCUGGGUAUGAUCCGAGAGUGACGUCCCAGUCGAGCCAUACCAACGCAGUCGAGCCGGUUGCCGAAGCUGCCGAGCAGCGCCUCGUCGUGACUCCUGCGCACCGCACGCGUCCAGCGUUGAUAGAAGUGUUUGAAUCGCACACGCACCACCCUGCAGCAACCACGGCUGCUUCGGAUGCUGGCGAUGCUCAUGCAUCGGCUCGGGGGAGUCUCGCAACCAAAUUUCUUCAUGCCGGGUUUGUUUCGCUGCCCCGACGGGUCGUCUCCAAGUCGCCGAGCAGCCCGCCGUUCUCUGCCGCUGGUCACCACGACGGCGCGUAUCCCGAUGUGCAUCUCGAUGAACACGGGCUGCCUGUGGCUGCGGCGGACCACUCCGAGUCGCUGACGGCGUCGCUCGCCGACCUGACCUCGCUCACCAAGGCAAACCACUCGUUCGCUGCGUACAUGCCAAACUCUGGCGUUCCCUGCGAUGUCUGUGGCAAGUCCAUUUCGCGGUGGGAUGACUCCCGUCCAGGCGUGCGUUGUGCAGUGUGUCGAGUCGUAUGUCAUCGCUUCUGCAGUCCACUUGUUGCCGAUUCAUGCUUGAUGCGCAGUGAGAUAUCGUCAAGCCAUAACUCGGUUGUUUCGGAGGACUCCACCCCUCACGAGGUCAUUCGGCAGCAACUGUCUGAAAGCUUGAACACUGCCUCUAGCAAGCAACAGAAUAUGCGAUUCACACGCUCAUCGGCGCCGUUUGUUCGGUUGCGCUUGGAGGCUGAGCGUUUGCAGCCGAUCGUGAGUGAACCGCAAUAUCUUGUUUGGAUUGGAAUGCUUCAAGACUUUCUCGUGUCGUCAAACAAGUAUCUCGGCAACGCAUCCAAGCCCUGGGCAGAUCUCGUAGACAUCUUCCGACAGACGGCGGAAAGCGCGCUCAAAUCAGACAAGACGCCGCGAAACCCAAACGAAGACAAUGCCCAAUUCUUAGCGCGAUGCAUCACGGCCGUUGAGACCCUUCUACUAGAUCACGAAUUUUAUGCACAUGCAAACGUUCAGUUGCUCGAUAUCGAUGCUUCCGAUUUUGCCCAAGAAAUUACCAGAGUGGACAUGGAGCUGUUUUGCAAAAUCACGGCCGAGGAAUGCCACCGCACGUCGUGGCUGAAGAAAAACAAGCAAACUCUUGCACCCAAUAUUUUAGCGUGUAUUGCGCAGUUCAACAAGGUGACACUGUUCAUCAUAACGGCAAUCCUGUCCAAGAAGAAUCCCACGGGACGGGCCGCAUUGAUCGUCCAUGCCAUCAAAUGCGCCCAAGCUUGCUUUCAUUUGCACAACUUUAACGGCGCCAAUGCGAUUCUCAAUGCGCUAACAGCCACGUCUAUAUUUAGGCUCAAAAAGACUUGGCAGAGCGUGAACGUCAAGUAUCUGGCAGUUCGUCAGGAGCUCCAAAAUGUACUCAAACCCGACGACAACUUUGCCAACUAUCGCGCUCACGCAGGGAAGCUGUUGGCCCUGAACGAACGAAUGGUCCCUUUUCUCGGAGUGUACUUGUCUGACCUGGCGUACGUUGAUGCCGCCUACUUGGCCAAUCCUGAACUCCGGAAAUCCAAGUCUGAGGAGAUCAUCUCGAACUUGUUGAGUUUGCGCACUCGAGCCAAGUCCCCGGCCAUUCUGGGGCUACAUGCCUUUGUCGCCACGCUUCCGUCGCUGACUGAAGAGGAGAAUUAUGUGAUUUCGCUCGAACGAGAGCCCAAGAUCGAGGCGCCGGUUGAGGAGUUUAAUAAGGAAACAAUCCUCAAUAAGCUGGCCGAUGCGAGUUUGGCCCAGCUGCGUGAGGCCUAUGACAAGUUUUCGGCGCGUGAGCUGGAGGUUGCCGCCGAAGUUCGCAUGCUGUACACCCGUCGCAAAAAGCAAGAGGACAGAGGUGUGCGUUGGAUUUCCCACGACGCGAGUGAAAGGGCCUGGGACUUGCACAGUUUGGUUUCUCAGCUCCGUGCAAAGCUCCAAGAAGCAGAGAACAGAAUCGAGUCCUUGUCGUCCCAAACGUCCAGUCGAUCAAGCCCGCGGCCAACGGAAGCAAACCCGAGCUCUGUCUCCCAAUCAGCCGACCGGACAGCAGACAAGCAAGACGAGCCUCCUCAAUCCAGUCCAGUCAAGCCCAAAGAGCCAAAUGUCGCGUAGAUCUCGGCUCGUCACAACUUUUGUUCCUUGAUCAACUGGACUGACUGUUCAUAGAAGGUUGGCCUCGUUCAACAGAUUCCACAAUGGUCACGAAUGUGCGGUUUCAAUGAAUAUAUAUUUCGUUGCUUUGAGAACGUCAAACAGAUGAACGAAGCGUAUCAAAACAAGCAAAACACAAAAUCUCGAAGGGCCGC